AUGUCGACAUCAAAGAACAAUAACAUCAAUGCUAAUAAUACCAACGAAGCGGACAUAAUCUUCAACCGCGCCAACGUCGCUCUGGCCCGGAGCCAGCGACUGGUCGCGUCAUGGCUGCCCCCGAAGACGGACGAGGAAUUGGCCAAUUCCAACAAGACGGAAGAGGAGCUGCAGAGGGAGGAAGAUGAACUGUUCACGCCGGUCCCGGAGAAGCUCGGUCUAGGUGCGCCUCUACCGCAGCAAGGCGCUGCGGACGGAAGCUGGAACCGCACAGAGCUCAGCUCCAACGACAAACUUCGCCAGCAGCUGCUGGGGAAGAACUAUCGCAAGAAGAUGCAAUCGGAUUCUGCCACUACUACCAAGGACAAUAGCAACAAUAUCAACAAGCGCCGCCCAGACGUCGUCGGUGCAACAUCCAAAGCCGCCGGUACUACGACUACUGCUGCUGCUGCUAGUGACGAUGAGGAGGAGGAGCAGGGACGAUCCGCAUUGGGAAGAAGCAAGAAAACGAGCACAGACGAGAGAAAACCAGCAACGGAGGCCGUCUCUGCUGACGAGAAGAACAAGGAUAACAAUGCCACUAAAGAUGAGAAUGAUGAUGGUAAUGAUGAUGACGAUGCUGGCAAGUCAGCAUCCAAGCGAGGAUUGGCCGCAUCUUCUUCCAAGGGGAAGAGGGCUGGAACUUUCCUCGACGAAUUACUAUCCGAUAGGUCCAGGAAGAAACGAAAAGGACAGAAAUAA
Messenger RNA from Rasamsonia emersonii CBS 393.64, 741 nucleotides. RefSeq lists its product as uncharacterized. NCBI's taxonomy places the organism in Eukaryota, Fungi, Ascomycota, Eurotiomycetes, Eurotiales, Trichocomaceae. The transcript has 2 exons. The record is from RefSeq and is a predicted model, not a curated record. Bases 1 to 741 code for a protein of 246 amino acids.